UGCAGUCAUUAGUUGAACUACAACGUCAAGGUGGAGUGUACGCUCAUUUUCUGGUGGCAUUACCGUUACAGUAUAUAUAUUGAACUGUGCAGUGGGGGGGAAAAAUACAUCGUGAUACGGGAAACCUACAUUACAAUUUAUAUGAGUGCUGGAACCAGCGGUGAGGGAAUUAGUAUAAAUUUACUUAACGUUGGUAAACAUACGUCAGGCAGAUCCCAAGAUAUAAAGAUGGUAUGGCUGACAGCAGCUGGGAGUGUGGCCAUGCUGACGCUGUGGGUGACCAACUUGGCAGUUGACUAUGCUGCUGCCGUUCAGUUAUGUAUUAACAUGGAAGUUAUCCAUGGUAUUAUGCUGAUGAUAUGGGUGAUGCUUUUCCACCUGGUCACUGGAGGCUGGCUGCUCAGAAUACUGUCAAGCAAAUUUAACAAGUGUUUUCUAAUUGCCCUCUUCCUGAUUAUGGAGAUACCUUUCUAUUUGUUAUGCCGGGGAGCAUGGUAUGGCUUGUGGGCAUGUUGCUCAAGAAGCCAGACUGACAGGUCACGCAGAGCUCUACAAGCAAAAUUUGCAGCCAUUUGUGAAAUGUGGAAUUCUUUUGAGAAACUGCCAUUAGAAGGGUCAGACCACCGUCAGGAGACCUGUGUUCCCUCUCAGUCUGAGGCAUUACCAGUUCCGACCACCAAUGGUUCUGCUACUGUCACUUUUGAUGAUCAGCAUGAAACAGAAGUCCCUGUCAAAAUGGUGACAACUAAGUUUGUUGAAAACACUAAUCAAAUUCACCUAAGUCCAAGUGCUUCCUUCGACAUCCAUAUUGGAGAACGGAGUGUAUAUAAAUUCCUGAAAAGAAGGUUGCAUGAACUCUAUGCAGAUAAAGCAAGAGUGUCAUACCACAUUGUAACAGAUCCCACAAACACAAAAAUUAUUCAUGCUUCUUGCACAGACAAACGCAUUGGUAGUUUGCCUGAACGUGUCCUUAGUGAAAAUCCACUUGUCAUUUGUAAUGAUACUCACUAUAUUUUGAAUCUUCAUAGGUACAAUGGUUAUGAGGUUUAUCAUAUUACAAAACGGUCAUUGGAAGAAGUUACCUCCUAUAUUAACAGAGACUUGACAAAGCUGCUUUGGCUUCCCACGUGGCCCCUGACGGUGAUUAAGUUCCUCAUCAUAAUGGACAUUAGCAGGCAUCAAAUAGCUACUUUCAAUACAAGAGAUUGGCCAUUGCCUUCGGUGGUGUAUGUGAGCGCAGUUCUUGGUGUACUGACAUGGAUGGCGACACAGAGGUCUCUCUACCAAACCAACACAGACAUCCUGUACCUAAGUGGCCACAGGCUCUUCUUGUAUGUGGUAAGAACCAUACUUCUAUGUGGCUCAGGAACACUUACACAAUUGUACUACGUUCUCAUCCCAUACCUCAUCGCCAAAGCUGUUGGGUUCAUCUCCUUUGUGGCCUAUCUGUCCUACAUGAAAGCUAAACGGAAUGUGGAGCUUUUUACGGAUGAAGUUGACAGGUACACCUUUUACCCUGCGCACAACCUAGUAGUUCAGGUAGGAGAGAGCUUUGUGUACUGUAUUUGGGCUGUAAUUGUGCACUGUACUAGUAUGCAUUUUAUAUAUAGUCUCAAUUUGUUGCUCAUUACCUUCAUUGGCCAUGUGAUUGGCUUGGUUUGGCUCUGGUUGAUCAAGUCACGUUACAGACAACCACUUCGUGACCCCAACCAGGUACUAGCCUUAAUAAAGCAGAUGGAAUAUGCUAGGUCAUAAGAGCUGUAUUUUUCUUUUCAUAUAAUCACCCUUUGUAAUAUAUGUAACUCCGGUAGGGAUCCCUUAUGUUUUUUUUUUUUUCAAGCCACUUUGUUUCUGGGCUGUAUUUUAAGAUUGCCUCCAUUUGUGUACUUAUGUAUGCUCAUAAAAUAAAGCUUAGUACAGUGGACCCCCGGUUAACGAUAUUUUUUCACUCCAGAAGUAUGUUCAGGUGCCAGUACUGACCGAAUUUGUUCCCAUAAGAAAUAUUGUGAAGUAGAUUAGCCCAUUUAAGACCCCCAAACAUACACGUACAAACGCACUUACAUAAAUACACUUACAUAAUUGGUCGCAUUCGGAGGUAAUCGUUAUGCGGGGGUCCACUGUAUUGAUAAUUAUAUUUGUGGGAAAGUGCUUCACAUGUAGGGGGUCACACAGUGGUUAGGGAUGGGAGGUAAUCAGGUUUGAUCCAGGAAGUUAGAGGGGUAGCUCUAAUUCCUUGGAUCAAGAGCCAUUGACCUGUAUUUAGACACCUUCCUUAAAGGGACUUUAGCAUUGAAAUUGGGAAGUAUAGCCCAUUUUGUGAACCUGUUUGGUAAGUGAUAACCCCCUAGUGGCCAUUGCAGGAAUCAGAUUGGGGUAUUUGUUAUAUUCCAGAACCACUAGACCAUUAAGGGUCAGAACACAUGAGGAAUGGAAUAAUUAGGUUUGAUCAACAAAUGGGAGGAUAGCUUAAAUUCCUUGGAGCACAAGCCUCUUACUGGCAUCAAAGCACCUUGUCCCUCCUGAAAGGUCAUGUAAGAUUUAGCAUGUGUAAAUUUGGUCAUGUUAACUCCAUUAAUUUUAAAUAUUUUUAUGAAUUCUUUCUCCAUAAGCCAUGUGUGUAGUAAGAGGGGACUAAAAUGUCAGGAGCAAGGGGCUAGUAACCUCUUCUGUAUAAAUUACUAAAUUUAAAAAGAAAAACUUUUGUUUUUCUUUUUAGGUCUCCCUGCCUUUGUAGGAUAUGGCCAGUUUGUUGAAAAAAACAUUAUUUUAUGCUGAAGGGCUCAUGAUCCAAGAAAUGAGCUCUCCUCUCCUUUGUUAAAUCAGAACAGCAUAAGAACAGAGUAGCACUGCAGUUAGGCCUAUUGGCCUAUGCUAGGCACAUCCUAUUCACUCCUGCUUAUGUACCUGUCCAACCUAUUUUUUAAAACUACCCAAAGUACUGUCUUCAUUAAUGCUUGUUUAAACUCUUAAGGUUUAAUGCUUAGCCAUGAACAUAUCAGUUAUAUUUUCAUAAAGGGGCGGUGCUAGUAUUUAGUCAAUAUUAAAACAUUACCCUUAUAAAACUGCAUUAAAAUUGGUGUGCAUUUGUCAUGUACUGUACUGCAAAGUACAUAGUUUUAUAGUUACAGUAUUUAAAACAUAUAUUUAAGGGGUAUAAAUUUUAUCAAUAUCUAAAAUAUUUAUAUUUUAUUCACAAGUGCUAGAUUCACAUAUAAUAUAUAUAGUUGACCCUUGAACAACGCAGGGGUUAGGGGCACCGAAUCCCUCGCGCAGUUGAAACUUCCCGUAUAACUUUUGACUCCUCAAAAACUUUACUAAUGUCCUACUGUUGACCGGAAGCCUUACCGAUAACGUAAAGAGUCGAUUAACAUUGUUUUGUAUGUUAUGUGCAUUAUAAACUGUAUCUUGCAAUAAAGUAAGCUAGAGAAAAGAAAAUCUUAGUAACAAAAUCAUAAGAGAAAAUACAUUUAUAGUACUGUACUGUAUUUAUUAAUACCCCCCCCAAGGAAGGUUCCUUGAUAUUGGUGAGGGGCUCUUGAUCUAGGGAAUUGGAUUUGUGUUCUGGUUCCCUGAAUUAAACCUGAAUACCUUCCACAUUCCCUAUGGGUUUAGCGCUACCCCUUGAUUAUAAUAAUAUUGAUACCGUAAGUUUACUUAGUUUACAAGAUGAAUCGUCUGUCAGUACCUGCAUCAGUAGUGUCUUAUGUAAUACAAGACACUGUAGAUGUUAUAUGUAUUACUAACACUAGACACCAAAAAUGCAUAGAUAACGUGGAAAGAGAAAUAUAUAUUUAUUCAUGAUUUAAUAUUGCAUCUUUACGUAUGUUUACAUUUCUCUCUACUACGAAUGGAAUACAUAUAUGUAUAUGAUUUGUAAUUGUUUGUGUGCCUAAAUUUUGAUAAAUUUUAAUUUUAUAUAAUAGAUUUGUGUAAUUUUAUGGUGGUAAAUGAUAGACUUGUAUCUACAUACGUAUAUUUUAUGCAUUCAUGACAUACUUAACCUUUUCCAGUAUAUUUAUUGAAAAAAUUGGCAUAUUAAGUGGACCAGUGCAGUUCAAAUCCACGUUGUUCAACGGUCAACUGUGUGUGUGUGUGUGUGUGUGUGUGUGU
Messenger RNA from Cherax quadricarinatus, 4110 nucleotides. Lineage: Eukaryota; Metazoa; Arthropoda; Malacostraca; Decapoda; Parastacidae. The record is from RefSeq and is a predicted model, not a curated record.